Molecule: messenger RNA, 474 nt
Organism: Perognathus longimembris pacificus (Pacific pocket mouse)
Lineage: Eukaryota; Metazoa; Chordata; Mammalia; Rodentia; Heteromyidae
Product: UPF0729 protein C18orf32 homolog
Exons: 2
Coding region: 16-282 (88 amino acids)
Biological process (GO): positive regulation of canonical NF-kappaB signal transduction
Source: RefSeq, a predicted model, not a curated record
CUCAAGCCUGGGAUAAUGGUGUGCAUUCCUUGUAUCGUCAUUCCAUUUCUGCUCCAGAUCUUUAAAAAAUUCCUGGAACCAUACUUGUACCCUCUGGUCUCCCCUUUUGUUGGCCGUAUAUGGCCUAAAAAAGCUGUGCAAAAAGCCAGCAAUAAAAAUAAAGGCUCAGUAGGCUGCAAGGCUGCAGACUCAAAUGGAUUACCAACAAAAGGACCAACAGAAAUCUCUGACAAAAAGACUGUUAUUUUCCCCAAAGGAUCUCAGUUUGGAAAAUGGACCUGAUGAUACGAAGCACCUUCUUUGUAGUUGUUUCUGACCUUUUUCUCCUGAGACCAGAAUUCUGGAUAGACAGUUUAGAUAUUUACCUGGUACUAAUCAGGAAAUAUAUGGUAUUUAUAUUUAAAAUGAACUUAGUUGUAUUUAAUGACUUCAUUCUUGAGUUCCUUUUCCAUUAAAAUAGUUCUCAUUCCCUUA